Messenger RNA from Camelina sativa (false flax), 2752 nucleotides. RefSeq lists its product as uncharacterized. NCBI's taxonomy places the organism in Eukaryota, Viridiplantae, Streptophyta, Magnoliopsida, Brassicales, Brassicaceae. Gene Ontology annotation, molecular function: zinc ion binding. The record is from RefSeq and is a predicted model, not a curated record.
GAACCGUCAUCGUUGCCCACGGAAAAAGGAAAAAAAGGAGAACUUUUUACCAUUGCAGUGAAGUGAAGUGUUCUCAUCUCCGAAGAAAUCACCGAAGAAUCUGAAAGACUCUGCUGCAACUUCAAGUUUUGUGGUGCUCAUGGAUACAAGAAAGGUUCCGUUGCUCUGUUAUUGGAAUGGUUGUAUAAAAGAUGGUCCUGAUGGUCCAUUCUAUGAAGGGUCAAGUCCAAGAGGGAUCAGAGUUGACAGCAAGAUUGAACUAUCCCAGUUGCUGGAUGAUCUGCAUCGAGUUACUGGUUUUGAAAAGGAAAAGUUUCAGAUUGAUUUGAUUGGUAGGUACCCUUCCAUUGUUCAGCAACAGAUGGUCAAGUAUGUGCGCUUGCCCAUUGUGGAUGAUUGUAGUUUAGAGAUGAUGCUAGAGGUACCAAGUCACCAUCCUUCUAUCAACAAUCUGGAGUUGUAUUUAGAGAUCAAACCGUUGUCUGAUGAAGGAACUGUUCCUAUAUCUAAUGAUCAGUCGCCAUUGGAAAAUAAUGCGACCCGAAAGCGUUCUCGGCAAGAGGAGGAGGCUAGCGUCAAUGCAGAUGUAAAUGUGAGUGUGAGGAAUACUAAACUAAGAAGUCCGCCGGAGGAUAACCAUAAUGGGUGGAUUGAAGAUGAGGAGAGUACAGAUGUCGGUAACUGUGGUGAUAACGGGGUUGCACAGAAGGAUCCGAAAAUGAAAAAGCCAACUCUUACGAAAGGCGUCAGCGAUAGUGUCUCAAAGCAGUUGAUUUUCUCUAGUCCAUGGCUUGAUGAAAGUGAGUUGCAUGUUGGGAUGAUUUUUAAAGAUAAAGUUGAGCUGGAGAAUGCAGUGAAGUUGUACUCUAAUAGAAGGCAACGUGAGUACAGUAGAUACGACUUUUCCUAUGAGGGUACCUUAAUAUACCGGUGCAAGAAAGUAUGUGAAUGGUUUCUCAAGGCAGCUGAAACAAAUGGAAAUGUCGUCAAGAUAACAGAAUAUACAGAACCACAUACUUGUAAGCCAGCAGAUGUAAGCUCAGACUUUCUGGCAGGUGAGAUCGAAGGUCUAAUAAAGGCUCAGCCCUCGCUCUCAAUUGAAGAUUUGAACAAUUGGGUGAAAGAAGAAUUUGGCUACACAGUCUCGUAUGCUAAUAUGUGGAUUGCUAAAAAGAAAGCAAUCACUGCAAUCUUGGGAGAUUUGGAUAAGAGUUUUAGUGUAUUAUUGCCCAAGUUCAUGGCUGCCCUUAGCUCAUCUAACAAUAUGCUCUUGGAAUGGCAAUAUGAUCCUUUUCCUGAUCCCAAAAAUGCAUCCUUUCGUUCUGUGUUUUGGGCGUUUCAGCAGUCAAUUGCAGGAUUUUCUCACUGCAGACCUCUCAUUUUAGUGGAUACAGUAAACUUGAGCGGUAAAUACCCUGGGAAAUUGUUGGUUGCAGCGGGAUUUGAUGCAGAAAACAGGCUUUUCCCACUUGCGUUUGCAAUUAUUACCGAAGGAAGUUUGUCAGCUGAUACUUGGCGUUGGUUCUUUGCAUGCAUCAGAAAGAAAGUAACACAAAGGGAAGGCAUUUGUCUAAUAACGAGUCCGGAUCCUGACAUAGUUACAGUUGUUAAGGAGCGUGAGUGUCAGUGGGCACAACACCGGUUCUGUCUUAGGCAUAUGUGCUUAAAGUUUUAUGACGUCUUUCAUAACAAUCUCAUGACAGAGUUUGUUUACAAGGCGGGAUCUACGAAGUACGUAUCAAGUUUCGUGAAGUACUUGAAGAAAAUCGAAAAGAUGAACUUGGAGGCUCGAAAAUGGUUAGACAAAAUACCUCUACAUCAAUGGGCUCUGGCUUACGAUGAUGGUGGGCUGAGAUUUGGGAUCAUGACAACAAACACAAUAUCUGGGACAUAUGGAUUCAUAAACAAAGCUCUUGAUCUUCCAAUCACAACCUCCAUCUUGCUAAUUUUUGAUUACCGGGCAGAGCUUUUCAAAUAUCGACGUGGUCUUCUUGGGGAAUCAUUGAAUGGAAGAGACCUAUACUCUAAAUAUGUCAUGAAUUUUUUUGAAGAGUGUAAGGAAGCUUCUAGAACGCACGAUGUAUUGCCUCUAGACCGGACGGGGGAGAAGUUUCAGGUCACGGAAGUGAUGCAAGUUAGUCAAACGAGAUUUGUUGUUCAUAUGAGUGAUCGGGUAUGCAGUUGUGGGGUAUGGCAACUUUUCAAGUUUCCAUGUUCGCACGUGUUAGCGGUUUGCAGGAGGCUGAACAUUGAUCAUUUGCAGUACGUUGAUGACUGUUACAGUACCGAAAGUUCUCGUGCAGUUUUAGCUGUUGAUUUCAAGCCGCUUCCGGGUGUCUCUGAUUGGCCUGAAGCUUCCGAAGUUCCAAGAUUGUUUCCUCCCGGAAGUCGUCCGAUAUCAGCUGAGCCAAGAAAGGUUAUUGGAGGCCAAAAACGAUCCAACACUGGCGAAAACAAAGGUCUGAAACGUUGAACCAAACUGAACUAAAAUGGUUAGGUUUGUUACCGAUGUAGUUGGUUUGGUUCAGUUUGAGUUUAAGGAAACUUAAGUCAGUUUUUUCAAUAUGUACAAAGAAGCGGCUAAAGUAGUUUGGUGAAUGCUUAAAUCUAAAGUAGUGUAGUGAAGAGUUUUUGUUUGUAAGAUAUGCUAACCGGUUUAGUGUUGGUUUUUUGGGAGGUUGUAUGUAAACCGGUUUGGUUCCUGUAAUGUCUGGACAUACUAGGCUAACUUUUGUGAUGAUGAUGUAUUUGU